Messenger RNA from Zophobas morio, 936 nucleotides. RefSeq lists its product as uncharacterized. The transcript is spliced from 15 exons. Lineage: Eukaryota; Metazoa; Arthropoda; Insecta; Coleoptera; Tenebrionidae. The record is from RefSeq and is a predicted model, not a curated record. The coding region runs from base 40 to 936 and encodes 298 amino acids.
GUUUCCGCAGCUAUUCGCGGCGUUACUAAUGAAUAAAUAAUGUCAGCAUAUAGCGCUUAUAUCGCUAGUAAACGUCAAAGUGCUAAGAAAAAUGAUAGAUUUUUACUUCAUAAAAAAAAAAUUCCUCGGGUUAUGAAUUGUCCUCAAAAAAAAAAUAGUAAAAUAGCAAGUGAAGUAAAUCUAAAUGUUGAAUCUUUACCUUCUGAAUCUACACUUGAACAAUUAAAGGAAGUUAGCAAGCCAAACGUCUCUUCUGAAUUUACAGAUUCUGAAUCUAAACAAGAGAUUUCCGAUCUUCAAAGUGUUCGCCCACUCUUUCAAGAAACAGAAAUUCUAAUUGAUGUUCAGCCUAUGGAAGUAAUUUCUGAAGAUCUUACUAAUAACCAACCUCAGCAUCCCUCAAAGCUUUCUGAAGGAUUUGUAGAAUCUGGGUUACCUACUAAAAAGUCCAAUUUGUCGGAUAUUGAAAAGGGUAAAGGUGGUAUUCAAAAUUUGCAACUCGGUGGACCACAAAACAUAAUUUCAUGGUGCCCGAGUGAAACCUGUUUGUGCGAAAUUAUCACAGGCGGAGUUUGUAUAACACUUUAUUAUCUACAGCACGUUUCUAUUAUUGGUUCGUGCAUUCUUCAAGUGUUGCACGGCUGUGUUAUUGUUGAUGGUUAUAUGCUUUCUUGCGACGGUACUCUUCCUGUUAUUAGCAGUAAAAGUGCGAGUUUAGUAACAAUAAAAGGUUGGAGAAACGAUAGACUUAAUUUAACCAAUGAAACACUGUUAUUGAAGAAGGAUUUUCUUGAAGUUCCGCUGCUCAAUAAAGUUAGUGAACUUUGCAAGCAAAAUAAUGACAGCAAUAUUUCAGUUUUGUUAAUAAAGAAUUCCAACUUUUCUAUAAAAGAACAUUUAUUUGACUUUUCAGAAGUUUCGAUUGGUAUUGCUUAA